This is a messenger RNA of Perca flavescens (yellow perch), 2112 nucleotides long. RefSeq names its product kelch-like family member 13 (gene klhl13). The transcript has 8 exons. NCBI's taxonomy places the organism in Eukaryota, Metazoa, Chordata, Actinopteri, Perciformes, Percidae. The coding region runs from base 131 to 2053 and encodes 640 amino acids. Gene Ontology annotation, biological process: protein ubiquitination; regulation of cytokinesis. Gene Ontology annotation, molecular function: ubiquitin-protein transferase activity; cullin family protein binding. Gene Ontology annotation, cellular component: Cul3-RING ubiquitin ligase complex. The record is from RefSeq and is a predicted model, not a curated record.
AAGCGAAAACUGCAUUGGAUAAAACAAGGAAGGAGGCUCCAGUGGUAUAAGUGGAUUUAAGGGCUUGGAAGGAAAACAAGGACGGUAGUUAACGUUAUCUCGUUGUCGAAGGUGUGGUUUUGGCGAGGGUAUGGAGCACCCUGUACACAGAGUGGAGACGAUGCCUAUUGGACUACAUGACAGAUCCCUCGUGGAGGACGACGACGCUCACAUGAAAGUUGCUCUGGGUUAUGGUGAUAUGGGCAUCUCUGCUCACCUUCAGGCAUCAAAGACUGGAAACACUCGAUUUUUCACAAGCAACACACACAGCUCAGUGGUUCUUCAGGGAUUUGACCAGCUGAGGAUAGAAGGUUUACUAUGUGACGUCACACUGGUGGCUGGGGACGGCGAUGAAGCUUUCCCUGUACACCGCGCCAUGAUGGCCUCCUCCUCCGACUAUUUCAAAGCCAUGUUCACAGGUGGAAUGAAAGAACAGGAUUUAAUGUGCAUCAAGCUUCACGGAGUUAACCGAAUAGGCCUGAAGAAGAUCAUUGACUUUAUCUACACGGCCAAGUUGUCACUCAACAUGGAGAAUCUGCAAGACACACUUGAGGCAGCCAGCUUUUUACAAAUCCUUCCUGUGCUGGACUUCUGCAAGGUUUUUCUUAUAUCUGGGGUUUCUCUUGACAACUGUGUUGAGGUGGGGCGCAUCGCUAACGCGUAUAACCUCACAGAGGUGGACAAAUAUGUCAACAACUUCAUCCUAAAAAACUUCCCCUCACUGCUGGGCACGGGAGAGUUUGUCAAGCUACCAUUUGAACGGUUGGCUUUUGUACUGUCGAGCAACAGCUUGAAACACUGCACUGAGUUGGACCUGUUCAAGGCUGCUUGCCGCUGGUUACGCUACGAAGACGGGCGUAUGGACUUUGCCCCAAAGCUCAUGAAGAACAUCCGCUUUCCCCUCAUGAACCCACAGGAACUCAUCAAUCACGUGCAGACAGUGGACUUUAUGCGCACGGACAACACCUGUGUCAACCUUCUCCUGGAGGCUAGCAACUACCAAAUGAUGCCCUACAUGCAGCCAGUUAUGCAGUCAGAACGGACAGCCAUCCGCUCAGACAGUGCCCACCUGGUCACCCUGGGUGGUGUUCUGCGCCAGCAGCUAGUUGUGAGUAAGGAGCUGCGUCUUUUUGAUGAGAAGGCUCAUGAGUGGAAGGCGCUGGCACCCAUGGAUGCACCCCGCUACCAACACGGCAUUGCCGUCAUCGGUAACUUUCUCUAUGUGGUGGGUGGCCAAAGCAACUACGACACCAAAGGCAAGACAGCAGUGGACACCGUGUUCCGGUACGACCCUCGCUACAACAAGUGGAUGCAGGUGGCAUGCCUUAAUGAAAAACGUACCUUCUUCCACCUCAGUGCACUCAAGGGACACCUCUACGCUGUCGGUGGAAGGAACGCUGCCGGGGAGCUUGCUACUGUGGAGUGCUACAACCCAAGGACAAAUGAAUGGACGUAUGUUGCCAAAAUGAAUGAACCACAUUAUGGCCACGCUGGGACGGUGUAUGGUGGUUAUAUGUAUAUUUCAGGGGGAAUCACUCAUGACACUUUUCAGAAGGAGCUGAUGUGCUUCGACCCAGAUGCAGAUAAAUGGACUCAAAAAGCACCCAUGACGACUGUGCGCGGCCUCCACUGCAUGUGCACAGUGGGCGACCGCCUUUACGUGAUCGGGGGCAAUCACUUCCGGGGCACCAGCGACUACGACGACGUGCUGAGCUGCGAAUACUACUCCCCCGCCCUCGACUUGUGGACUCCUAUCGCUGCCAUGUUGCGAGGCCAGAGCGACGUGGGCGUGGCCGUGUUUGAGAAUAAGAUCUACGUGGUGGGCGGCUACUCGUGGAACAAUCGCUGCAUGGUGGAGAUAGUACAGAAGUACGACCCCGAGAAAGACGAAUGGCACAAAGUGUUUGACUUACCCGAGUCACUGGGCGGGAUCCGAGCCUGCACAAUCACAGUUUUCCCCCCUGAGGACAUGUCAUGCUCGCCCUCCAGAGAGUCGCCCCUCUCAGCACCUUGAUGAGUAAAGGGGGUGAGCCCUGUUUUGCUCAUACCCCCGUAACCCCUCGCCCACCCGAC